Molecule: messenger RNA, 717 nt
Organism: Physella acuta
Lineage: Eukaryota; Metazoa; Mollusca; Gastropoda; Physidae
Product: tetra-peptide repeat homeobox protein 1-like
Source: RefSeq, a predicted model, not a curated record
AUGACCUGUUUGAUCUCAAGACUCCAGCUCCUGUCUGAUCUCAAGACUCCAGCUCCUGACCUGUCUGAUCUCAAGACUCCAGCUCCUGACCUGUCUGAUCUCAAGACUCCAGCUCCUGCCGUGAGAGCAGACGAGCGGAAUAUCAGAUCAGACGAGUCGCUGGUGGCCCCGGGGGUCAGACAGUUGAUGGCCCCCGUGGGUCAGACAGUUGAUGGCCCCGUGUGUCAGACAGUUGAUGGCCCCAUGGGUCAGACAGUUGUUGGCCCCAUGGGUCAGACAGUUGAUGGCCCCGUGGGUCAGACAGUUGAUGGCCCCAUGGGUCAGACAGUUGUUGGCCCAGUGGGUCAGACAGUUAAUGGCCCCGUGGGUCAGACAGUUGAUGGCCCCGUGGGUCAGACAGUUGAUGGCCCCGUGGGUCAGACAGUUGAUGGCCCCGUGGGUCAGACAGUUGGUGGCCCCGUGGGUCAGACAGUUGAUGGCCCCGUGGGUCAGGCAGUUGAUGGCCCCGUGGGUCAGGCAGUUGAUGGCCCCGUGGGUCAGGCAGUUGAUGGCCCCGUGGGUCAGACAGUUGGUGGCCCCGUGGGUCAGACAGUUGAUGGCCCCGUGGGUCAGGCAGUUGAUGGCCCCGUGGGUCAGGCAGUUGAUGGCCCCGUGGGUCAGGCAGUUGAUGGCCCCGUGGGUCAGGCAGUUGAUGGCCCCCGUGGGUCAGACAGUUGA